This is a messenger RNA of Bactrocera latifrons, 1179 nucleotides long. RefSeq names its product odorant receptor 94a-like. Gene Ontology annotation, molecular function: olfactory receptor activity; odorant binding. The record is from RefSeq and is a predicted model, not a curated record. Gene Ontology annotation, cellular component: plasma membrane. NCBI's taxonomy places the organism in Eukaryota, Metazoa, Arthropoda, Insecta, Diptera, Tephritidae. The transcript is spliced from 4 exons. Gene Ontology annotation, biological process: detection of chemical stimulus involved in sensory perception of smell; sensory perception of smell. Bases 1 to 1179 code for a protein of 392 amino acids.
AUGACGCCAUCAGCCGAAAGGCAGCGAGAACGCAUAGGUGUCGCGCGCGUGCUAAUGCACUUCCUGCAGAUCCUAGGAGCUUGGCCAAUACUCCCGGAACGCUACCAACAAAACGCCAGAUCAACACAACGCCGUACUUGGCUGGCGCGCAACUACCGCUACCUGCUGCACAUGCCGCUUACCUUCACCUACAAUACGCUCAUGUGGGUGGAAGCGCUGACGCGCUGGGAACGCGCCGAUCACAUACUCUACAUCUCCAUCACCGAAGUGGGCAUGAUGGCGUUGACGCUGAACUUCUGGCGCUUAGAGCAGCACGCUUACCACUUCAUGCACGAGCUCAGCUACAGCGACCACUUGGCGUUGCACAACCAGGAGGAGCGUCAGUGGUGGCGCGCAAAGCAGCGCUCGUUUACGCGCAUUGUCGUGUGCUACAUAGGUGGCGGCGCGGGUGUGCUUUGCACGGCAUUCGGCGCAACGCUGCUAGUGAACGGUUACUCCUUGCCGUACGACUAUUGGCUACCAUUUGAAUGGCACAAUGCGCAGAAUUAUUGGUACGCCUACGGCUAUGAGUUGGUGGCGAUGUCGCUAACGUGCAUCGCCAACGUCACCAUGGAUAUGAUGCUGUGCUAUUACCUGUUUCACGUGGCGCUUUUAUACAAGUUAAUUGGCAUGCGUCUAACGGCGUUGCAGCAACUGAGCGAACCUUUGGCCGUGCAACAGCUGAUCAACAUAAUCGAGUUACAUAAAAGAGUCAAACGGUUGACAGCGCAAUGCGAGGUGCUCGUAUCGCUGCCCAUUCUGGUGCAAAUCGUGCUCAGCGUCUUCAUUUUAUGCCUCUCCGCCUAUCGUUUACAAAGUAUGCAAAUCAGCGAGAAUCCAGGCCAAUUUUUCGCCAUGUUGCAAUUUGCCAGCGUGCUGACGUUGCAAAUAUUCCUGCCUUGCUACUUUUCCAAUGAGAUUACCAUAAAUUCGAAUGCGCUGACAACGUGUGUGUACAACAGCAAUUGGGAGGAAUUUUCGCCGCCUACGCGUAAGCUUAUGAAUCUGUAUAUGGAGCUGCUGAAACGACCGGAACAAAUAAAGGCUGGCAAUUUUUUCUUGGUCGGCUUGCCCGUUUUCACAAAGACUAUGAAUAACGCUUAUAGCCUUCUAGCGCUUCUUUUGAAUAUGAAUAAAUAA